This is a messenger RNA of Arvicanthis niloticus (Nile rat), 963 nucleotides long. RefSeq names its product Jupiter microtubule associated homolog 2 (gene Jpt2). The record is from RefSeq and is a predicted model, not a curated record. Lineage: Eukaryota; Metazoa; Chordata; Mammalia; Rodentia; Muridae. Gene Ontology annotation, cellular component: nucleus.
AAGCGGGAACCGCCGCGCGGCGGCUGUGGAAGCGCGGGGCGGCGGCCGACAUGUUCCAGGGCGCGGAUGGCCAACCUGGCGAGUUGGGCUCCAGAUCCAUGAAGCCCCCUGGAGGAGAAUCGAGUGAUCUUUUUGGAAGUCCAGAAGAAUGUAUUCCUUCAAGCAAGCCUAACAGGAUGGCAUCUAAUAUUUUUGGACCAACUGAAGAACCUAAAAACAUACCCAAGAGGACAAAUCCUCCAGGAGGCAAAGGAAGUGGGAUCUUCGAUGAAUCAACUCCUGUGAAAACUCGACAACGUCUGAAUCCACCCGGUGGGAAGACCAGUGACAUAUUUGGGUCCCCAGUCACUGCCACUGCACCUCUGGCACACCCCAACAAGCCCAAGGAUCAUGUUUUGCUGUGUGAAGGCGAAGACUCUAAGUCUGACCUGAAAGCUGCAACAAACUCCACAGCCAGAGGAGAGCCGGGCGAGAAAGGAAGCUCAGAAGUGGAGCAUGUGAAGAUACCAGAGCCCACACCCACACCUGACAGUCAUGAGCCCAGACUGGGGCCAAGACCUCGCUCCCACAACAAAGUCCUGAACCCACCAGGAGGCAAAUCCAGCAUCUCCUUCUAUUGAGAGGCUCCUGCUCUGCCUGUAACUAGAUCAGACAAAGAGAUAGGGUAUUGAAUGUUAGUGUUUCCUGUAACCCAAAUGAGUUGGGGUGGGAGAGGGUUUGUCAUGCGUGUGGGGUUGACUGCUCCUAGUCAUUGGAAGAGCUACGCAGAGGACUGUGCCUUCUAAACUGCCGAGAUAUAUACAUUGUGGGGAUAAACUGGGAUGUUCUGGUCCCUCCUCUAAUUGCUCCUCUUUGUGAAACAGAUCUAUAAAGUUAUGGGGAAGGCAGAAGAGGUGGAGCCCAUUAACAGAAGGAUGCCAGGGUCAACCUCUUAUGCUGUGUGCUUAGUCAGGAGACCUCAGG